UGGUUUUCCUCCAUCAUAACAGAGAAGAGCGAUGUACUGAAAACAAGUCUGUUUUAUAAAAGUGCCUCUCUUGGUGUGGUGAAUAGAUUAUAUUUAUUUUAAGGUCGACGGUGUGUGUAUUUAGAAAUCGAGAAAUGGCUGAUUUCGGGCUCUCGGGCGAACACUCGGUUUGUUUAAGUCGCUGGUAAAUGUAUCGACAGCUUGGCGAGCGGCUGUAUCACUAUUAGAAACCCUGUCGUGUUGUUGAACAUGUUUGCUGUCUGACAACGUGUUGAGCUACUCGUCGGUGUAAACUUUGAACAUUUCUGGGAGCAAAUGGCUUCUUCGGCGCUGAGUUGCUUCACYGGCCCGGAGGUGCUGGAGGACGUGACCCACGCUCGGAGUUUAAUGAAUGAGCUGAAAUCCCUGUACGACUUCCGGCUGCUCGGGGACAUCACUAUCGGUGUUGAGAGCGAGGAGGAGUCCCAGGAGCCCGGUGGAGACUCCGCCGGAGGACGUGACAUCGGCCGGCUCUUCCUGUGCAGCCGCAACGUUCUCGCUGCUGCCAGCCCCUACUUCAAAAGCAUGUUCACCGGGGGCUUGAAUGAAAGCAUGCAGGAGAGUGUGGUCAUCCGAGGAGUGGACCCUGAGUCCAUGUCUGUCAUUAUAGAUUACUGCUACUCAGGCAGGGUGACCAUCACUGAAAGCAACGUCCAGAGGCUCUACUCAGCUGCCAACAUGCUGCAGAUCGAGUACAUCAGGAGAGCUUGCUCCAGCUUCAUGACAAGGAGGUUGGAUCUCUCAAACUGUGUGGGGRUACUCAAAUUUGCAGACACCUACGACAAUCCUGAAUUGAAGGAGAACGCCAAAGCUUUCAUCGCCAGGAAUUUCAGCCAGGUGUGUAAUGCAGGAGAGCUCUGUGAGCUGAACUUGGUGCAGCUGAAGGAGCUGCUGAGCCUGGACACUCUGGACGUGGACUGUGAGAAGAAGGUCUGCUCGGCUGCUCUGCAGUGGUUGGAGGCGAACGCGCCGCUGGAUAAAGACGACGCGCUCCAAGCCCUGAAAUGCGUGCGCUGGAACCUGUUCAGCGAGAAAGACAAGUGCUACCUGGAGGGUCUCGUGACGAGGCCUUUCAUGGAGUCGUUUCUGAACAGGUCUGCGGAGGACGGCUGCGGGAUGUCUGCAGCUGUGGACGUACCAAAACACAGAAUUGGUGUGAGCGCCAAGGAGAUGAUCCUCUUCUUUGGCCUGCCUAACGAUAAUAUAAUGUGCUGUGACCCUUACUCAGAGGACUUGUAUUUCAUGGCUCCUCCUUUAGAAGAUCUCAGCACUCAGGAUUACAAACAGUCCACUAUGGAGUCAUUAAUCGCCUGUGCCACACCAGAAAACAAUUUGUACUUAGCUUCCCACCUUUCCAAGCAGUUUUGGCUGUACAAUCCUGUCCUCAACAGCUGGCAGGAGCUGGCAGAAAGGCAUCUGGGCCGGAUACACUCUGGAAUGGGCUACCUGAACGGCCAUGUGUAUCUUUUAGGAGGUAGAAAUCCUGUUACUGACACCAGACUAAAAGAGGUGGAGUGUUACAGCAUCCAGAGGAAUCAGUGGACUUUUGUGGCUCCCCUGCCUCACUCUUUGGGUAAAAUGCAAGUGGUGGCCCUGAACGACCACUUGUACGUGGUGAACAAAAGGAGGAUGCUUUGCUACGAUCCCAAAAGGAAUCGCUGGCGCCACUGCGGUUCGCUUAGAAGAGACAAGCUCCACAAGGCCUGCGUCUUCCAGGACCAGAUCAUCUGUGUGUGCGACAUCCCCGUGGUUAAAGCCUACAGCCCCACCAGGGGGGAGUGGAAGAGGCUGGGGGACAUUCCUAUCGACAGCCGGGCUCUCAACUACCAGGUGAUCCGGCACGACAGCAAGCUGCUCCUCCUCACUCAGACGUUACUGCAGCACAACAAGAACAGGGUCCUCAUCCAUGAGUACGAUCCCGCCAGGGACACGUGGAAGAACAUCAUGGCGGUGUACGUGUCCACCCUGGGACCCGUGUGCGUUUCGACACGCGUGUACCCAGCAUGCCUCAGCUCCGCUCAAAGCUUUUCCAUGGAGGAGGACGACGACAGCGGCUCCAGUGCCGACUGGGACUUGGAUGGGUUGACGGACAUAGAAUCAGACUCUGGGAGCUCGAGCUCUUUUUCAGACGAGAACUGGUGAAUGUGUCAAAGGAAACAAACUUCAAUGAUUUUUAAUUGAUUUAAAUCAUUUUGUUCUCUUGUACUAUUUAGAUCAGUAUUAAGGACAGUUCUUGAAAGCACAAACUGGCAAAUGUCAUUUUUUUCAGUGAGUUACAACAUUGAAA
This is a messenger RNA of Austrofundulus limnaeus, 2326 nucleotides long. It is a transcript of the gene kbtbd7, whose product is annotated as kelch repeat and BTB (POZ) domain containing 7. The record is from RefSeq and is a predicted model, not a curated record. The transcript has a single exon. Bases 316 to 2181 code for a protein of 621 amino acids. Gene Ontology annotation, molecular function: protein binding. NCBI's taxonomy places the organism in Eukaryota, Metazoa, Chordata, Actinopteri, Cyprinodontiformes, Rivulidae.